Molecule: messenger RNA, 1342 nt
Organism: Ambispora leptoticha
Lineage: Eukaryota; Fungi; Glomeromycota; Glomeromycetes; Archaeosporales; Ambisporaceae
Source: the annotation of a GenBank genome assembly
AUGACCGCUGACAGCAAUCAACAGCAGCAGUUACCAUCACUACUUAAUUAUUGCCAAAAAUACAUCCCAGAACCACACAUCACAAAAUGGUUCAAUAUCAUUAUUAAUAGUUAUUCUGAGCCACAUCGAUACUAUCAUACAAUAAAUCAUAUCACGAGAAUGUUGAAUCUAUUUGAAGAGUUCAAAGAGAAAAUCGUAAAUGAUAAAAUUAUGGUUUUAGCCAUUCUUUUUCAUGACAUUGUCUAUGAUCCAAAAAAAUUCAAUCAUAAUGAAGUAGAGAGCAUAAAAUUAUUUGACGAGUAUGCACAAGAAGUUGAAUUGACUGCAACAGAAAGGGAACACGUUUCGCUUUUUAUCACUGCGACAAUUCAUCAUGAAUUGCCAUUAUUCGCGAUUAACAAUAACGAUAAUGAUGUCGACGGCAGAAAUGAUGAUAAUUGCAUUAGGGAAGAUUUGAAAUUGUUCUUGGAUCUCGAUUUGGAGGUAUUAAAAUAUGAUGAAUACGCAAAACAAAUCCGACAAGAAUACAUUCACUAUUCCACCAAAGACUUUUCGAUCGGUCGUGCAAAAGUACUCGAAAAAUUUCUCGCGCGUGAUAAUUUAUAUUUUUCUCGAAUAUUUUUGGAGAAACGUAGUGGAUGUGAAAUGGAUGCUCAAGGAAUAAGGCAGCAUUCGGAAGCGCCACAUCGACCACGUAUUUCUAUUUCUACGUCUGCUGAUGAUUUUAAUAAUAAUAUGAUGCAAAGAUCACUUUCUCCAAGAAGCCCAAGUCCUUCGCUUCUUUCUUCUUCCUCUUAUUCCGGAACUAUUCAUCGAGGUAGAGCAACCGGAUCUACGACAUAUCAAUCAAAUCCUCACCCAGGCAAUUUGUCGGUAGGGAAUCUUCCACAUUAUAGACAUACGUUUCCUUUCGCUAGAAAUUCUUCUGACAGAAUUCAUUCUCUUAGAACAGCUAAAAGAUCGCAAACUACAAUUGAUUAUCCAUCGAUAGUGUCACCUACCGCUACGUAUUCAACAUCAUCUUUUGAUAAUUUUGAAAGCAAUGAUAAAACUGUUAGAUCAAGAUCUCCCGAAUCAUCUAUUCCUUCUGCGAUCAUUCCCACUUUACCCAAAAAUUCACAACAAAAAUCAAAUCGUCGUAGAUCUUCAACUCUGUACUAUCCGCCGCCUCCCGAAUAUCCCCCACAGGUUACCCGAGAACAAGAAUUGAACAGAUAUAGCUUUCAUUAUAUUGACAGUUGCCAAAUAAAUAAUGCAAUUCCAUUAUCAAAACGAAGUUUAACUGGAUAUACAACAUUAAGAUCACGUGACUCUAUGAGUUACGAAAAUCGGCGAAAAUUAU